This is a messenger RNA of Bacillus rossius redtenbacheri, 3080 nucleotides long. RefSeq names its product serine/arginine repetitive matrix protein 1-like. NCBI's taxonomy places the organism in Eukaryota, Metazoa, Arthropoda, Insecta, Phasmatodea, Bacillidae. The record is from RefSeq and is a predicted model, not a curated record. Gene Ontology annotation, biological process: regulation of mRNA splicing, via spliceosome; mRNA processing. The transcript is spliced from 13 exons. Gene Ontology annotation, molecular function: RNA binding. Gene Ontology annotation, cellular component: spliceosomal complex. The coding region runs from base 267 to 2243 and encodes 658 amino acids.
UGUGAUGUUGAUCUGUUGAUGUUAUUUCUAACAUUUAUGAAAAAAAGUAUUUAUUUGUUUUGCACAAUUACUAAUGGACAAGUAACUAGCGGCGUUUUGCUAUUCCAUUCAUUGUCCAAGCUUAUGGGUUUUCUGUAAUUGUAGGAUUCAAAGAUUACAAUGACGUGGAUAACUUGAAGAGUGAUUUUUUUUCUGUUACGUCUAUUUGCUUCAGAGCUUAAUUAGAAAUUCCAUUGUGAGCUUGGUGAGACUUCAGCCGUUUCACCAUGAUGUACACUGGGACCUCCACGGAGCAGGACAACCGCUUCAGCGACAAGGAGAAGAAGCUGCUCCGGCAGAUGAGGUUCGGCGACAACCUCCGGCAGAAGGUCAAUAUGUCUAAAGUGAAACUAGAAGUGCUGAAACCAUGGAUAACUCAGCGUAUAACAGAUAUACUAGGAAUUGAAGAUGAAGUGAUCAUAGAAUUUGUGUACAGCCAACUUGAGGAUGAAGAGCACCCGGACCCCAAGAAGAUGCAGAUCAACAUGACGGGCUUCCUGAACGGCAAGAACGCCCGCCUGUUCAUGAACGACCUGUGGGACCUGCUGCUGUCGGCCCAGGAGUCGGCCAGCGGCAUCCCGGCCCAGCUGCUUGAGAAGAAGAAGGAGGAGAUCAAGCGCAAGCUGGAUGAACAUGAAAAACUACAUGAAUCUCUGAAGCAAAAAGUGGAAGAAGAAAGAAGUGGAAAAGAGUGGAAGCAUGAUCGGGACAGCCUGGCGGACAUCAGCCUGCCCCCCAGCAAGGAGGAGCGGCAGUCGCCGCCCCGCCCCGCGCCGUCGCCCAGCUCCUCCGAGGGCAGGCCCCCCAAGAAGAAGGACCGGCGGCGCGGCCCCCCCAGGGCCCCGUCACCCGAGCCCGGCCCGGGGCCUCGGAAGUCCGACAAGUCCAGCAGCUCCAGCUCCGACAGCGAGUCCUCUGACUCCGACGAGUCUGAAGCAGAAGCGGGCGAGGAGUUCGAAGUGCAGAGGAAGGAGGACAGCGUCCAGAACAAACGACACUAUCGCAACAACCGGGACGACGAGUCCUCGCACAGCGACUCCAGUGUUUCCCGAGCGAAGCGGCGAGGCGGGGAGAGCCAGCGUCCCUCCAGGACUCGUCGCGAAGGAAGAUCGAGCAACGAGCACAGGGGGGCGAGGCGCAGUGCUCGCGGGGGCAGCUCGAGCUACGAGCACAGGGGGCGAGGGGGAGGCAUGAGUUACGAGAGGUACGGGGACCGUGGGGCAGGCUACAGUUACGAGCACAGGGGAGGGAGGUACGGGGGUCAUAGGGGCGGCUCCAGCUACGAGCACCGGGAGGAGAGGUACGGUGGCCACGGCUCGAGUCAGGAGCACCGAGAAGAGCAUUAUUGGGGUCGCGGGGGCAGGUCGGGUUACGACCACAGAGAAGAGAACUACGCUGAUCGUGGAGCGAGGCAGAGCUAUGACUACGGCUACAGAGAGGAGAGGUUUGGCGGUCGAGGGGGAAACACGAGUUACGAGCACAGAGAGGACAGGUACGGGGGCCGAGGCGGUGGGUCCAGCUACGAGAGGUACGGGGGUCAAGGGGGGAGAUCGGGCUACGAGUACAGAGACGACGGCUACGCUGAUCGUGGGGCGAGGCCAAACUACGACCACAGGGAAGAGAGGUACGGGGGUCACGAGGGAGGCUCCAGCUACGAGCACAGAGGAGAGAGAUACGCAGACACAGAGAAGAUGAACCGUUCAGGGGAAGGUGGUUAUGAGCGAGUGAAACAAAAGAAGAUGGACGAGGAUAGAUACCACGAGCAACAAAGAGAACAUCCAAGAAAGCCCUCCAGACAGAAGAGCCCUGGGAGGAACCGCCCGCAGUCUCGUGGGAGGCAGCCGCCCCAUCGGAGGUCUCGUUCUCCAGAUCAUGCGGCGGUCCACGAGCCGCAUGCCCACCAAGAGUACGAUCGCAGGUCGGCCGACCACGCCAGCUACGGCACACACGAGCAGCGCAGGGCUGCGCGCUCCGCCUCGCGCAGUCCCUCGCCCAAGUACAACAAGCGCAAGAGCGUGCGUAGUUUAUCUCGUACACCGUCACCUUUCCAAAAAAGUCACAACAGUGCAAAUGACUUAAGGAAGGAAAGUUCUGCCUUAAGGGCGAGUGAGGAGCCGGCCAGGGACCCGCUGUUCCCCACCCGGGACGAGCUGCUACGCAAGGAGCGCAAGUCCAGCUCCAAGGGCAAGCCCCAUCGCCCGUGAAGGCUGCAGUCGCCAAUUUUCACUUGUGUCCGUCGUGUGGCAUUAUACACGGCCUUGCUCGUGAAGGCACCAACUGUGCAAGGCAAGCUUCCGCGUACCGUCUUGUAUUUCUGUACAGUGCCUGACUUCCUUAAUAAAUAUCUCGGGCUGAGAGGUACACAAUAACAUAAACAACGUGGUUCGUGACAAAAGGCGAGGAACAUGCACCAGUAUGAAGAAGAAAAUGGCCAUCUCACCUAACGAUGCAUUAAACUACAAAUUGUCAUUGUUAACCUUAAUUUGGAUGCAGUGUUAAAUACUCAAAAUAGAAAUGCAUUUGUGUUUUUAUUUUAUGGCACAAAGUGGUGUUAUUUUCCUUUGAUAUUUUGCACACUGCUGUUUUUACUAGAGGUGGGCGAACCUUAAGUUUUUUUUUUUUUUUUUCCUCACUUUGAACCGAACCAAACCCAUGACAAAAAUCCUUAGCUCAAACUUGAACCUUGUUAAAAAAGCCCCCCAAUAUCUGCAAAAAAAAAAGUAAUGUUUCUAAAAAUAAAUACUAACGUUUGAACACAUACAAUAGGCCUACAUGGAACACUAUAUCUGUAAUCAUUCAAAAAUUUAAUUAAAUGCAGAUUUGAAUUUAAAUUGUCAUAAAGAAAAAACAUCUCUCAAAAUGUGCUGAGCACUGUGUGUCCAGUUUCCAAAAGGGCACAUGGGGAUACAAGACCUGAGCCCCCAGCUUGAUGGGGAAGAAAAAAUUAUCAUUAAUGCAAGCCCAGUUUUCAAAACAGUAAUCAUUUCACUUAUGUUUGAUUUGUAUAAAGCUAACCAAUAAAGCCACUAAAUAAAAGUUCA